AUGGGAUGCUGGAGAGGCAUUCUGUUUUCGAAGCCUAGGGUUUCGCAGAUCCCCAACGCAGACGAUGAAUGGCUUAAUACGGUGAUGAACCAAACGUACACACAUGUUUCGCCACCUAUCCCGGCUCUGAUAGGCUACGACAUUCUCAAGCUUUACAAAGGCAGCGACGAGCGAGUGUAUCUCUUACUUACCGCAAACGAUUGGGGCGGCAAUAUUCAAUUUGCCCCGGAUACUCGCCAUUCGCUUAGACCACAUAAAUAUGACAAGGAAUCGCACGAAGUUAGCAUCGAAGGCACCAAGAUAACAAUCGCUUUGGAGCGUUAUAAUAUGGAAGAGCUGAAACUGAAAGAGCCUCAAAAGCUAUUUCAUUUGACAGGCAAAUCCAAGGAUAAACCAGAGACCGCUGCUUUGUAUUACAAUGAGGACGUACCUGUUCGAAUCGGUGAAGAUGAGAUAGGUGGAAUUAGGGACAACGAUCGGCUGCUAGUUCAGGAUCUGUCGACGAUCAUGUCCAAGUUCAGGGAUGGCAAGCCGGUUAUAAGAUAUAUACAAAAACAUGGGGGUACGCCUCCCAGUCGUAUGAUUCCGAUGCAUAGCAUCGUACCUGUGUGA
Pyricularia oryzae 70-15 is the source of this 612-nucleotide messenger RNA. RefSeq lists its product as uncharacterized. The record is from RefSeq and is a predicted model, not a curated record. Lineage: Eukaryota; Fungi; Ascomycota; Sordariomycetes; Magnaporthales; Pyriculariaceae. The coding region runs from base 1 to 612 and encodes 203 amino acids. The transcript has 3 exons.